Caenorhabditis angaria is the source of this 1222-nucleotide messenger RNA. The record is from the annotation of a GenBank genome assembly. NCBI's taxonomy places the organism in Eukaryota, Metazoa, Nematoda, Chromadorea, Rhabditida, Rhabditidae.
AUGGUAAAGUUUGGUGUAGAAAAGAAGACGAUCUUUGGAAGAUUAGGGAAGAUUGAGAGCUGGGGACCUGUGGAAGUUCAAAAUUCGACUCCUUCGUUUUUGACUUAUUUGAGAGGUGGACAUAUUCCACAUUUAACUUGGGAUGUGGCUGGAAAACAAUUGGAAUUGAGUCAAAAACAUAUUUUUCAAUUAACUUUGCCUAGUUUGUAAGUUUUUUUCAACCCGAACUUCAAAAUUAAAAGUGUGUUGCAGAGUAGCAAGUGCUGAAACAAUCAAAAAAUUUGGAAAGGGUGUUGUAAAGUUUUGUGCAAUUCCUGAUAAAUCUGCUGUCCAUUUGUCACCUUUCGAUCCUCUUGGAAAACUUCCUGGUGGUUAUAAUGAUAUGAAAUCAAUUGCAAUUUGGACAAAAAAUGGAAAAGUAUCACUAGAUGUUGCAAAAUAUCGAAAUAUUAUUAAUUCAUUUGGUUGUACGUCAUUUGAAAGUUUGGUAGAUUAUGAUUGUCCAAAAGAUGCUGGAUCGAAAAGAUUGACAAAAACAUCUGAAAGAACGAGACAUUUUUAUGAACAAUUAUUCGAAAAUGAUGAAAAAGUUGAGGGUGAAAGGAUUAUAACAAUUGGAGGAGGAUUUAGCAAAUUCCAUCGAGAAAAGGCAGCAAAUGAUUUAGGAGGAUUUGAGAAAACAGAUGGAUUCAAUAUUGAGUUUCAUGAUUUUUGGAAAGGCGAAAUUGAUGUUAAUGAAAUGGAAGAAUUAGUGAAAAGUGUUAUAACAGCCCUUCCUCCGGCAAAACUUCGAAUUAUUUCUGGACCAUUUUCGCCUCCAAUUAUUCUUUCACUUGUCAAAUUAGGAGUUGAUUUAUUUGAUUCAUCUUGGCCUGUUUCAAUUGCUGAAGAAGGAAAAGCAUUUUGUCUUUCGGAUGAUUUUGCAUCAAGUUUGAAUUGUUCAAGAUAUGAAAUAUUAGAUUUCAAUAACGAGAAAUUCGCCGAUGAUUUCACAAAACCUUUCGAUAAUUGUCAAUGUUAUACGUGUCGAAAUUACACAAAAGGUUAUUUACAACAUUUAGUGAAUACUCAUGAAUUAUUAGCCAGUAUUUUGUUAGUCAUGUAAGUUUUUUUAAUACGUUUUCAGGAAAUAUUUUCAUUUUUUUUCAGUCACAAUAUGACCGAAUUUGAUCGGAUGUUCAAAUUGAUUCGUAAUUCCAUAUCAACUUCAGAAGAUUUGUGA